Messenger RNA from Megalops cyprinoides (Indo-Pacific tarpon), 5062 nucleotides. Its product is annotated as WAS/WASL-interacting protein family member 2-like. NCBI's taxonomy places the organism in Eukaryota, Metazoa, Chordata, Actinopteri, Elopiformes, Megalopidae. Gene Ontology annotation, molecular function: actin binding. Bases 736 to 2109 code for a protein of 457 amino acids. The record is from RefSeq and is a predicted model, not a curated record. The transcript has 8 exons.
UUAACUGUUGAAGUAUUAUAAAACGUUAUCGCGGUUGAAGGAACUGGUUACAGCGGAAUUAAAUUUUAUGUAGUCUGUGGUAGCAACACUAAGUAUUCUGUUCUGUUGGUUGAACGGUUUGCUGUUCGUGCAUACAAGGGUUACCCAACCCUAGUGUGGUUGACAGCGAGUGAAAAUCGGAUACAUUCGGAUUUAAUCGGAGAUCCCAAGUUUUGCCUUCCUCCAUUUUGUUAUGCAGGAUUUUCAAUUUCCGGGUUUUCCACGGCAAGGGAAGAAGACUGAGUGGGAGAGAGGGGCCAACAAACGUAAGCUAGAGAGCAAUACAGCAUAGAAACAGCAGGGAUGAAAACAUUUGCGCAUUAGCAAGCUAGAUAAAAUCGCUAGCCGUAGCUAUGGUAACGGGCUGCAUUCCUUCCAGAUUUUGAUGUUUAGCCUGCCAGCUAGCUAACGUUAGCUAGCUAGCUGCCAGACUUUACUUGACCAUGCUAAUAGCUAGCUAGCUAACAAGAUACGUUAACGAGAAUAAACAGUGGCUCGCUGAAACAAGAACGGACUUUCAGAAUUCCCUUAAAACACACUUUCAGCAAUAAAUCCAUCCUGCGCCUCCGAAUCCCGCAAUCAAUCUUAAACGAUUUCCCAUCGAUGUUAUCAACGGUUGUAAGAGACUCGCAUCCUCAUUCGAGACAAGGUGUCUGAGUCUGGGAAACAGCAGCGUCGUGUACAGAGAGGGACAGGAUGCCAGUCCCUCCCCCGCCUCCCCCUCCCCCAGGAGGACCCCCGCCACCCCCUACCUUUAGCCAGGCGAACACCACCCCACCCAAGCUGAGCCGGGAUGAGGCAAAGGGGAGGGGAGCGUUGCUGUCAGACAUCUGUAAAGGAACCAGGCUUAAGAAGGCAGCUGUGGUCAACGACAGGAGCGCACCUGUUCUUGAGAAGCCAAAGGGAGGAGGCAGCAGUGGCGGUGGGGGUGUGUCUGGGGCCAUGCAGCCAAUGGGAGGGCUUUUUCAAGGAGGCGUUCCAAAGCUGCGAUCAGUCGCAGACGGCUCAGUGGGCAAGUCGGCGUUGCACCCUCCUGGGUCACGCCCAGCUGCCCCCCGCCCCCCUACCAGCGCUGCCGCAUCGUUGGGGUCAGGGGGUCAUGGCGACGGUGACAGCUCCAGCCUGCGGGCGCCGUCCCCCGAGGUGUCCCGCUCCCACCGGCCCUCCCUCCCGGACCUCUCCCUGCCCUCCAGUGGCGGCGGUGGCUCCGCGGGCAUGAAGCACAGCUCCUCUGCCCCACCGCCCCCUCCGCCGGUGUCCCGCCGCGCCAACACGCCUCCCACCUCCCACCCGAAGGCCGGAGGCCACUCCUACAACCGGGAGAAGCCCCUCCCGCCCACGCCGGGGCAGAGAGGAUCCUCUCCCAUGUCCACCCGGGAGAACGCCCCCCCUCCCCCAGUGAAGCCGCCCCCCUCCCCGCUCAACCUGCCCCGGCCCUCGCCGGGAGGGGGCUCUUCGUCGUCCUCCUCCUCCUCACUGGCUCCUCCCCCGCCCCCUUACCGCCAGCCGAUCCAUAGUCACGGUGUUUCCAGCAGCCAUUCCAGCCCAGUCAACGAGGUGGCGCCUGAGCUGCCCCAGAGGCACAACUCUCUCCACAAGAAACCCCCGGGCGGCUCCCACACCCCGACCCGCGCUCCCGCUCCGCCCCCGCCGCCCUCCCCCCAGGGGGGCCGGCCACCGCCCCCGGCCCGGGACCCUCCUGGGCGUGGAGCAGCUCCUCCUGUGCCCCCUCCCAUUGUGAGAAACGGUGGCCGGGACGCCCCGCCCCCGCCGCCUCCUUACAGGAUGCAUGGUGCUGUGACCCACACCUCCUCUGAACCCCCCAGCCGGGCCAAGCCCCCGCCGCCCCCCUCACGCACGCCUGCAGGACCCCCUCCUCCUCCACCCAUCCGCAACGGGCACACCUCUAUCUCCAAGUCCUUCGUAGAUGAUUUUGAGUCCAAGUACUCCUUCCACCCUCUGGAGGACUUCCCAGCCCCUGAGGAGUACAGACAUUUCACAAAAAUUUACCCCAGCAAAACCAACAGAGUGAUGAGAGGGGCGCCUCCCUUACCACCUGUUGGAAGGUGAACAUCAUGAGCCAUAGCUUUUACCGCACAGGGAACAAGGGUUACACACACACACACACACACACACACAAAAAUACAUACAUCAAGACCAGCCUACAUCAGAUCCUCCCAUAGGAGACUACCCACCAUAUCUCUGACUCUGCAUCCUUCCAGCCAAGUCCCCCCUCCCUGUAGACACCCAUAUUUACCAUUCCAGCAUGGCUACACCUACACAUCUUUUUUUUGCAAGUGGAGGAAGUAAGACCUCGAUGUGUUGGCUAACGCAAACUGGACCAAAUCGAAACAGAGGAGUUGGCUGCUGCCAUCAGACCCGGCAAUCAGCGGUGAACGAGUGGCACUCUCUGUCACGAGGGGAAGAGACUCCAGCCACCAUCUCAGACACCCCCAGGCCGUCCCGCCUGGGGGGGGCUGCGCCCAGCAUUCCAAGCUUGUGCGUUGUUUUCUUGUUUUGAAAUGUUUAGCGUCGCUUGUCCCUGCCCUGCGAGCGCACGCUUCUUGUUGAUUCCUGUUCAGCGGGGUGGAAGAGAGCUCGCUUUCGCGGUCCUUCUGUGAAGCCUGUUCUGCUGGUGCCAGAGCAGAGGAGCGCUGAGGGUGAAUAUUCAGUGAGUGUGGCUGCUCACUGAGCAUGAUUAUUCAUCGAGUAUGAUUUCACGCCAAGUGUGAUUAUUAGCAUAAAUUAAUGUGCCAUUUAUAGGCGAAAUAGAACCCCCCAAGCUGGCGAGGAGCGUGGCAGGUGGUUAGAAUACGAAAAGGAAGCCUUUCCCUCUCGAGGAAUGGGCAGUAAUCAAGUACCAAGUUGACAGUACCAAGUAAAGUCAUUGACCCAGUUUUAAUCAAGUCUUCCUCAUUGCACAUGCAGUUACGUCAUCCCCACAAGUUAUCUCUUUCCCUUUUGAAUUUCGCAUUUGUAUUUAGCAUGCUCACAGAAAAAAAAAAACAUGUCAAACCAUCAGCAUGUUCAAGCGGCGUUUUCAUUUUUUUCCAUUUUUAGAGAGCCUGUUGUGCUGUAGUUCCUAUACUGUCUAACCUUUUCUCUCCACCUUGCUCUCUUUUUUUGUCAUUUCCAUUUUUAUUUCCUGGCUCUGCAGUCAUUCCCUGUCUUUCCUAUUUUCUCUGUCUCAUUUUAUACCCUAUCCUGCACCCCCCCAACAGAUCUUAGCAGUCUGGAAUUGUGUGGCCCAAAUCCUAAUGAGUCUGCAUGAAUACCACAGGAACAGUCAGAACUGCAAUUGCUGAUUUUUGAGGAAGAACUCCAUUGCAGUUCAGGCCCAUUUGAUAGUCUAUUAAUUACACAAAUAAUACUAGCAAAUGGUUGGUGUGUACAGAUUCAGGUGUCUGACUUAAAGAUCAGUUUUUUGGGGGUGUUUGCACAGUAACAGAAUGGUGUUGAGGUACCUGACCACCUUGCUCAUAACACCACCUCACAUGGUAUGUGUCAUAUUGUUUGUCUUGAUGAUUCUACUGUCCUAAUACCUUAGCAAUAGCAGGAAGUAUUCCAAGUGGUUAUAGCAGGAUUUCAAUGUGUAUGAAUUCCCCUCUGGAGCACUUAAUUUGCAUUGUGGUUCAUAGCAUAUGACCAGUUCGUCCUCAGGGCAGACAUCUAUUUUUUUUGUCUUUUUGAAGAAGACGUAUAGUCUGGGGAUAGUUACCAAGCGUCACAGUGUCCCCAGCCAGUCUGUCUCAAUAGCUUCACAGUACUGCUUCAGUUUUGAAUGACUUGGAUAACAGGAAGGACUUUUUUAGUUGCCAAACACAGAAAUCUUGGUUGUGGGUUUCCUCAAUGUGAUUUUUUAAAAUGGUUUCAGAACAAAAAAAAAGAUUAUUUUUUGUUUGCUUUUUAACACUUGAAAGGCAUGGCUCUACAGGUGGAAUUAGGUUGGGUAAGGUCACCUUGCAAUUUAUUAUGUGUAACUGAGUAUAAUGUGAUAUAAUGCCAAUUGACUUGUGUAUGAUACUGACUGAAAGCUGUUAUAUGGAGCUUUGGAUGGAGCAAGCAACCACUGGGUGUAGCAGUGGUGACUUUCCCCCCUGCAACCACUGGGUUUAUCAGGGACUUUUCCCUCACUGUAACUGCUGGAGGAGUGCGUGGUGACUUUUCCUUGUAAGUCAGCAGGACAUGCCCAUAACCUCACAUUUUCUCCUUGCCAGUCAAUGUGUGAUGCAUUUUCUCUAUCAUGUGUAUGUUGCACGUAUACGCCCAACGUAUUUUGCCAUUUGCUGUGGCUGGACUCAUUGGCAGACGUCUGUAGUAGGAUGCAGAAGUAUAGAGAUGGAAUGGAGUUUGAUGUACUGCUAUGCAACGGAUGUGUCCUUUUCAGGAUCCACAACACCUGUAGGCAACAGCUGAGCAAAAAAAAAAAACAAAAAAUGCAAGAUGUGCCAGUAAACCAUUCCACGGGGUUCCUACAGCUGAAUUAUUCCUGAUUACAGUGUGUGGACUAAAAACGGCUAAUGCAUUACAUUCUCACAAUAUCCUAGAUAUACAAGAUGGGACUUGUUGCUCGUUGUCUUCCCUGUUCUCAAUCCCCUCCAUGUUAUUUUUGCUGGUCUUAUGCCUUACACACACAUAUAUAUUUGUCACUACAGGAUUUGAUUUUUUUUAAAAAAUGUCAAUAAAUAAAAUGAUGUAUAUUACACUAUAAGUAUGGGAAGUAUGGUAAUCAUAGCUAUUGAUCUAUUUUUAUGUUGUAAAAAGCUUGUAAUAUAGGAAAUAAAAUGAGAAUAAUAACAUGAGUUGUGGGCUUUGUUGAAAGCCAGGGAAACAAUGUUAGUCACGUAUUAGUCUGUCACAUAGGCUUGUGUGGCUGCGUUAACAGAAGCAGCCGUUGCUCAUGUCAAGGGACGUUAUGUUCAAUUUCUCUCUCAUCUCAUUUGUUUAACCAAGAUACCAUGUUCUACAGUCAUUGUACUGUACCAGUUUAUCAGCCAAGCUGUACCAGUUCAAAUAAAACAUG